GGGACUGUGGCUGUGGCCCCGGGAGAGCCGGGUGGGGCCUCGGGAUGCAGCCGCCGGUGCCCGGGCCCCUGGGCCUGCUGGACCCCGCAGAAGGGCUUUCGAGGAGGAAGAAGACGUCGCUCUGGUUUGUGGGGUCUCUGCUGCUGGUGUCCGUCCUCAUAGUCACCGUCGGGCUGGCUGCCACCACCAGGACGGAGAAUGUGACCGUUGGGGGCUACUACCCAGGGAUCAUUCUCGGCUUUGGAUCUUUCUUAGGAAUUAUUGGCAUCAACUUGGUGGAGAAUAGAAGGCAAAUGCUGGUGGCAGCGAUCGUGUUUAUCAGUUUUGGCGUGGUGGCCGCCUUCUGCUGCGCCAUCGUGGACGGCGUAUUUGCAGCACAGCACAUUGAACCGAGGCCCCUCACCACGGGAAGAUGCCAGUUUUACUCCAGUGGGGUGGGGUACUUGUACGAUGUCUACCAGACAGAGGUCACCUGUCACUCCCUGGACGGCAAGUGCCAGCUGAAGGUGAGAAGCAACACCUGUUACUGCUGUGACCUCUAUGCCUGCGGGAGCGCAGAGCCCUCGCCCGCCUACUAUGAGUUCAUCGGCGUCAGCGGCUGCCAGGACGUGCUGCACCUGUACCGCCUGCUCUGGGCCUCUGCAGUUCUGAACGUCCUGGGCCUGUUCCUGGGCAUCAUCACCGCCGCCGUCCUGGGGGCCUUCAAGGACAUGGUGCCUCUGUCCCAGCUGGCCUAUGGCCCAGCCGUCCCACCACAGACCCUCUACAACCCCGCCCAGCAGAUCCUGGCCUACGCAGGCUUCCGCCUGACGCCCGAGCCCGUCCCGACCUGCUCGUCCUACCCUCUGCCCCUUCAGCCCUGCAGCCGCUUCCCAGUUGCGCCCUCCUCUGCCCUGGCUUCGUCUGAGGACCUGCAGCCCCCUUCUCCAAGCAGCUCUGGCUCUGGGCUUCCCGGCCAGGCUCCACCGUGCUACGCACCCACCUACUUUCCCCCGGGGGAGAAGCCACCCCCCUACGCACCCUGAUAGAGGCGUGGAGUAAAAGAUAACUUGUUUGUUUUUUUUUUUAAAAAAAAGGCAGCCUCUAGAAAUCCCGCUUCUGUGGCCAACCUCCUAGAGAACCCGGGAGAAUGUUCCAGAAGUCUGUCCCCUCCUUUCCUCCCUGGGCACACUGGUGAGGGAGGCUGGAACCAGGCAGGGAGUGGGGCCCUCCAGACCCAGGCUGGUGACACCUUGGCUUGGGCUCUGCUCACAUCAAAUGGCGCUGAAAGUUCCCACCCGGCCUCCUCCUCUGAGAGCAAUUGUUCUGGUGUUUUCACAUCCCUUAAUUAAUUAGCUAUUAUUAUGAUUUUGCAAAGACAGUGCAGCCCCGGCCUCCCUGCCUGUGUGUUCUUGUUUGUGGACAUGUGUUGUGCGUUACACGUUCGUGUGUGCAUCUGUGUCCUGGAGAAGCGCAGGGCAGAAGCCACCCGCCCCUCGUGCUGUGCUCCUGACGUAUGCCAGGAAGGGAAGGACGCUUCGGCUCCAACGCCCAGCGCUGUGUCUAACCGCCUGUGAGUUGUUAGAAUCCAGGGGCCCGGUUGUCUUUCCCAGCCCCGGAUGCAAAUCUGCCUGGGCCACUGGCACGAGGGUCUUCCCCUGAGCUGUCUCCCAGCUACGGCGCCUGGGCUUCCGCUGUCCUUCCGCGGCUUCUCCCUCACCGCACCUUGUCUCAGGACCCCUGGCCGCUGGGAUGGUGGGGGACGGUGUUUCGGGGUCCUUUGGCUCAGGGUCUGGGGCCGCAGCACUCCCUGUGGAAACCAGCUUAGCUCCCCGCGGGCCCAGCAUGCACCUGCCGGGCACACCUGGGGAGACGGGUGAGCACGCCUGGGAAGCAGCAGGUCCCGGGUGGGUCACAGGCCCCGGGUGGGUCACAGGACAGGUCUCAGGUGGGUCACAGGUCCUGAGUGGGUCACAGGUCCCGGGUGGGUCACAGGCAUCCCGGGUGGGUCACAGGUCCCGAGUGGGUCACAGGCCCCGGGUGAGUCACAGGCCCCGGGUGAGUCACGGGUCCCGGGUGGGUCACGGGUCCCGGGUGGGUCACGGGCCCCGGGUGGGUCACGGGUCCCGGGUGGGUCACGGGUCCCGAGUGGGUCACGGGUCCCGGGUGGGUCACAGGCGCCCCAGUGACAGGAGUUCAGGAUGCGCCACCCCAAAGUAGCCGAAGUCUCUUGAAAAGUGUUGGAUGUGGGGAGAGGCUUUCUCUGAACUCCUGAAGUCAGAUCCUCAGGGAACCAGGGACUCCCAGGGCGGGAGGGCGGGCGAGAGGUGAUCCCAUUGCUCCCCAGACGUGCCACAAGACACCAAGUCGCCGUCUCUGCUCUGUGGGCCGCUCACGGUUCCCCAGUCACUCCCUCUCCCCUCGGAAGCUGGCGCCUCCAGGCCUCACCGCUCUCAGGGCCUCACGUCCCUCCCUGCAAAGCCCCCCGUGCCUACGAUAAACAAGUACCGCUCUUCUCCCGUGUGGGUCUGAGGUCUCCAGCUUACUUCACGGAACAGUGCCCACCUGGGAGGUGGAGCGGGGACUUUCUCCCCUGCCCAGUCCUGGAUCUGGGAGAAAAAAGAUAAGGUGGAGGGGAGCCACACUCGUGCAGACACAGCCUCCUGCCCCCUCUGCUGCCCGGGAGCCUCCCUCUGUCCGAUGGAGGGUCUCACACAGCCUCUGCCCCCUCCGCUGCCCGGGAGCCUCCCUCUGCCCGACGGAGGGUCUCAUCCUGUGUCCAGCGCUCCUGGGCAGAAGGCCCACAGCGCACAUCCACACAUGAACGGUGGCUGGCUGGGCCCAGGGGCCCUAACGGGCCUCUGAAAGGCCUGCAGCCAGCUCUGGUCUGUGAACCCGCCACUGCUUGUCAUUUUUAUCUUAUAAAAUCCAGCCUCACAAGCUUGCUGUCCAGGAGAAUGUGGUCUUGGCCUCUCAGGGCUGACUGGCCUUGAACCAGUCCGGGAGGUCGGGCACGAGCCGGAGGUGCGGCGUCCUGUCUGGAAAUCACCGCCCAGUUCCUCCAGGGCUGUGGGUGCCUGGCUCCGAGUAAGAAGCUGAACAAGCAGCAGAGACCAAGAGGUUUCUGGAGCGCCGGGAGAUGCACUCACGAGCGCCUGUGGGGGAAGAAAAGUGUGCCACGGAUUUCCCGAGUCCCCAGGGCUCUCACUUUACCUCAGGGAAGGCUCUAUGGGCGCCGAUGGUGCCGUGGUCUUGUGUGGGCGGUUCCUGGGCACCCUGGAGCUCGGGCUGUGCCCCCGAAGCUGCCUGGUGCAGGCACCAGCACCUCUUGGUGUCCUAGGGGUGCGAACAGCAGAGAAGCUGAACUGCAGGUCUGGGCAGGGAGUCUAUGCCCCCUGGAGCUCUGGCCAGCAAAGUCACAGGAAUAACCCUCCUUCCCCUCAUGUCAGCCCUCGGUCGCAGGGUGCGGUGUGGGGGCAUCAGAGUGCUUCCCCGAGGCUGCACUCACCAGCUUCCCCCAAACACAACAUCGAUCUUUCCCGACUUUUAAUCUUGUCUAGAGUCAAAAGCUGUUCAAAAAUAUUCAACUCCAAGGUCAACAGUUUUGUUCUUGCCACAAAAAUGUCCUUAUCCUUUAUCCCAGCCACAAAGAAUGUGAACAAUUUGACUCAAGGUUCGUGGUGGCUGGAGGGUCCCCCAGGUCCCAGGGCAGCUCCCACCUGGCGCAGGGCUCCGGCCAAUGCCUGGCCUGCAGUGUGGGCGGCGGCUGCUCUCGAGGUGCACCUGUCUCAUGUGGACGGAUCCUGUCUGGGGCCACCAAGCUCUGCCAGCCUGAGUCACGGUCUGAUGAACCCCCUCUCUGGGCUCCGCUGGGGCCUUCUGAUCCCAGCCUCCUCUGCAGGGAUGGGCUCCCAAUCCCGCCCUCACUUGGUUCCCAUGCACAGCCGAGGUCAGUGAGACCCUGGAGGCCGCGGGAGAUGGGGUGGAGGGGAUGGUGGGGCAGGGGGUGCUGGGGGGUUUGGGGGUGCUGUGGCCCCGGGGCAGGGGGUGCUGGGGGGUUUGGGGUGCUGUGGCCCCACCUGCACUCCCUGCCUCACUGGGACAGCACAGGAGACAGGCUUCUCCUGCAGCUCAGAGGUGGGGGCCUAGUGUAGCUGCAGGUUGUGACUGAGGAGGGCAGGGUCAGAGCAUUGCCCUGGGCAGGGGUCCGUUGAGACUGGCCCCACCUUAUUAGCUUGGGACCUUGGGUUACAGGGAGUCUCCUCCUGCCUCAGUUUCUACAUUUCACACAGCAGCACUGCUCACAAGAGCUCCCAAGCAGAGGCAACUACUGAGUGGGGGAGGGACACAGUCCGUCCACAUGGGGCCAACGGCCACAAAGAGAGGAAGGGACAUGGGUGACGGUCCGUCCACGUGGGGUCACCGGCCACGGAGAGAGGAAGGGACAUGGGUGACGGUCCGUCCACGUGGGGUCACCGGCCACGGAGAGAGGAAGGGACAUGGGUGACGGUCCGUCCACAUGGGGUCACCGGCCACGGAGAGAGGAAGGGACAUGGGUGAUAUGGUUUUGCUGUGUCCCCACCCAAAUCUCAACUUGAAUUGUAUUUCCCAGAAUUCCUGCGCGUUGUGGGAGGGACCCAGCGGGAGGUAAUUGAAUCAUGGUGGCUGGUCUUUCCCGUGCUAUUCUCGUGAUAGUGAGUAAGUCUCACGAGAUCUGACUGGUUGAUCAGGAUUUCCGCUUUUGCUUCUUCCUCAUUUUCUCUUGCUCCUGCCGUGUAAGAAGUGCCUUUUGCCUCCCACCGUGAUUCUGAGGCCUCCCCAACCAUGUGCAAUUGUAAGUCCCGUUAAACCUCUUUUUUUCCCAGUCUCGGGUAUGUCCUUAUUAGCAGUGUGAAAACAGAAUACUACAGUGGUCCAUCCACACGCGGGUCUCACCCAGCCACAGAGAGGGAGAGGACGUGGCCCAUCCACACGCGGGUCACCCGGCCACGGAGAGGAAGGAAGCUCUAACGGGUGCUGAGGCUGUAACACACAGUGCUCAGGGAAGGACACCAGACAUGAAGACUGUGUUCUGUUUAUAUGCAGUGUCCAGAGAAGGCGUGUCCACAGACAGAAGCCGACUGGGAAAGGAGGUGCAGUCACUGCUCAGGGACACGGGUUCUUUUCGGGGAGGCAAGCGUGUUCGCAGCGUGUUCUGUAUGGGGAGAGAUGCAGUCACUGCUCAGGGACACGGGUUCUUUUCGGGGAGGCAAGCGUGUUUGCAGCGUGUUCUGGAUGGGGAGAGGUGCAGUUACUGGUCAGGGACACGAGUUCUUUUCGGGGAGGCAAGCGUGUUUGCAGCGUGUUCUGGAUGGGGAGAGGUGCAGUCACUGGUCAGGGAUACGAGUUCUUUUCGGGGAGGCAAGUGUGUUCUAAGCGUGUUCUGGAUGGGGAGAGGUGCAGUCACUGGUCAGGGACACGAGUUCUUGUGGGAAGAGGAGUGUCCGGGAGCCAGAUGGCAGUGAUGGGUGGACGGCCCCGUGGAUGGACUGACCACCGACCCAUGCUCUGCACUCAUGAGGCGUGGCUAUUGCUGUGUGAAUCACAUCUCCAUGGAAACGGGAGUGGGAGAAACGGGCCCCAAGGAUGUUGUGAAGAUGGCCUUAUGGGGCUGCACUGGUGACUUGGACAGUGCUGGCCACCGGCCCUGCUCAGUGAACAAGAGCCAUGGUCAUCACCCUCGCCACACAGAGCAGCUCCUCCUGCAGACUUGGGGACCCCGUGGCCACCAGACCCCGCGGUGGGAGCAGAGAUGCCUCCGAAACUCUGGAGACCCACAGAGGCAGAAGAGGAUUCCACGAGGCCGGGGCCCGUCAGCAGAUCCUCAGACGGCGACACGCGCCACUUCCUUUUCUGUUUCCUAGACCUUUUAACUGAUGGAAUUCAGUAAGCAGAAAACGUGCUUGAAACAAGGGCACCAUGGAGCGGACCCUCCCCCUCUCCCCUCGUGGAGUCCUUGACCCUGGGGCAGGUGACCCUUCUUGCUUUGCAGGCAGGGGCUGUGGCUGGAGCUUCUCCUACAAAUGGGCUGUGCUGGGAUUAGCCCGGCUGUACAUUUGCUUUAUGCUUCCGUUGGCAUUUAAAAAUCUGAUGUUCAUA
Messenger RNA from Homo sapiens (human), 6117 nucleotides. RefSeq names its product transmembrane protein 255B (gene TMEM255B). Gene Ontology annotation, cellular component: membrane. Lineage: Eukaryota; Metazoa; Chordata; Mammalia; Primates; Hominidae. The record is from RefSeq and is marked validated. The transcript has 9 exons. Bases 45 to 1025 code for a protein of 326 amino acids.